AUGACCUCCAUAUCUUCAGAUGACGGAAAGCCUCGGGACCCUAUCGUCCAAGACUUGCCUGUCGACCUUGAGGGGGAUCUGGAGCAACCCAUUGCCCCCGACCAGUUCGACAAGAAUUACUGCACGACGAAACAUGAAAUAUGGGCCUACUACUCUUACUACAUCGGAAACAAUGGAUUGUCUCUAUUCAACUUUGCACCAACUGCCUUCCAAAACCUGCUCUAUCAAGCAGCUGGUGACGAGGGCCUACUCCUCUUCGCGGGGAAGCAACGCUCCAUCGAGAGCAUCGUUCUUCUUUGCAAUGGCAUUUCAUUCGCAAUCCAGGUUGUCGUCUUCCUAGUCAUUGGCAGCUUCGCCGACUUUGGAACCUGGAGGCCGAAUAUCCUCAUUGGACUAUCAAUCGUCGCAUACGCUAUCGGCUUCGGCUGGCUGGGCGUGCACGACGCUGAGAAAUGGCACGCCGGGGUUGGUCUGUACAUGGUUGGCUUGAUCGCGUAUCAAACAACCCUAACCUUCUGGACGGCCGCAUUCCCAGGACUCGCGCGCAAUACGCCCGAGAUGAAAGCCAAAGCCGAGGAGUACAACACCGGCACCAUCUCGCGCGAGGAGUAUGAUUUUGCGGACACGAUGAAGCGCAGCCAGCUGGCCAACGUUGCGUUCUACGUGCAGUCUGUCGCUGAGAUCUUUAUUCUUGCUGUGAUUGUGGGCAUCAUGUUUGGGUUGCGUGUUGAUGACAGUGAGACAAAUAAUAACUGGGGCUUGAGCGUGCUUAUUGCCUUUGCGAGUGGAGUCUGGCUCCUGGUUUCGCUGCCUUGGUUCUUCCUUGAGAAGCGCCGGCCGGGGAUAGAUACCGCGGGUCGAAAUAUCAUCGUUGCCGGGGUCAAGCAGCUGUAUAUUGCUAUGCGACAGAUUUGGAAACUCAAGCAGAGCUUGCUAUAUCUUGUUGGUUACUUCCUCCUCGGAGACUCGCUAAACACAACCGUCACCGUGAUUGCAACAUUGCAGAAUAGCAUCGUCGCUUACAACACUCUUCAACUAACCUACCUCCUGAUAGUAGGGAUCGCCGCACAGGCAAUCGGCAUCUACACCUUCAUGACCCUGCAAACCCGCUUCCACCUCUCCCCGAAAAUCAUGUUCAACGCCAUCGCCCUCGCCAUAGUCCUCCUCGACACCUGGGGCAUGAUCGGAAUCUGGACGCAAUCAUUCGGCUUUCACCACACAUGGGAAAUCUGGGCGUACCAAGCUUUUUACGGGCUCUUCGUGUGCCCCUGGUACAGCUACUCGCAGAUUCUGAUUUCCGAGGUGACUCCCCGCGGGCACGAGUUCUUGUUCUUCAGCCUAUUUAGCAUCAUCGGGAAGACGUCGUCGUUUAUUGGGCCGUUGGUGUCGAGUGCGAUUAUUGAUGCGUCGGAAUCGGGCAAUGCGAGUUUACCGUUUUAUUUUUUGGCCGCGUUAAGUUUGCUUAGUGCCGGGGUUUUGUGGGUGUGGUUGGAUCUUGAGGGGAGUAAGAGGGAGCAGGAGGUUUUCCUGGAGGAUGAACGGAUCGAGAGGGAGAAACAGAGAGGUGAGAGUGGUGGUAUUCAUAUUUAG
Messenger RNA from Aspergillus calidoustus, 1590 nucleotides. The record is from the annotation of a GenBank genome assembly. Lineage: Eukaryota; Fungi; Ascomycota; Eurotiomycetes; Eurotiales; Aspergillaceae.